UGGGAAAAUUAUGUAUUUUAGAACGAGUUACAUUUGAAUAAUAAUAAUCGCAUGAAUAUAAUUAUUAUUACACAUUUGUCAACUAGUUUAAAUACAGUCAAUUUAUUGGAGCCAUAUGUCUGCUAGAAUGGUGUCCAGAGGUGGUAAAACCAGAUUUUUCGGUUUCGUGUGCAUGGUUUUGGUCUUUUCAGCCAUAUUAUACGUGUUUCAUGAAACCCAAGUGGAGCUGGAUAAUGUUCGACACUCUUCCUCUUCUUGCUCUCAUCAACUUGAAUCUAUUUCAUCACAGUUACAAGUCAUUGUCGAGCAUAAGCUGAAGUUGGAGAGAUCAUUGGAAGAUGAAAAACAGGAACAUCUUAAAACCAAGGAUGAGCUUAAUGCAAUUAUUCAAGACGAGAAACAAUUGCGCGAUAAGCAAAAUGUUGACUCAAUGAAUCGUUAUAAUGAAAUAGAACGAAACCAUGAAGUAUUGCAAGAGGAAGAAAAAAAAAUAAGGAGAGAAUUGGAAACAUUAAAACUAAAUUACAUAGGAGAAAAAAAGAAAUCUGCACAACUCGCUUUCGAAUUGGAUAAUGUAAAAAUGCAACUACAAAACUUUAUAAACGAAAAGGUUAAAUUGAAAAGUGAAAAAGAAAACAUUGAAAAUUAUCAAAAUAAUAAUCUACUUAACUCAAAAGAAAUUUCUGAUACAAAAUAUGUACAAAAGUCUAUUGAUAAUUCAAAUGUCACUAAAUUAAAAUCUGGUUCAGUGACUCCAGCAAUCAAUCCACAAGCAAUUGAUGAUGCAACUGCUAAGAGUUCAACACCCAUGAUUAGUUCAAAAGUGAUGUCUGACAAUAAAACUCAACUCAAUGAAAAGGAUAAUGCAAAUCCAAUUAAUCAACCAAGUAUAGAUCCAAGCUCUAUUAAUUUAUCUAAUAUUGCUAUGGUAUCUCAAAAUGAAAAUAAUUUGGCACAAGAAUCUCAAGUUAACGAAAAUGAAAUUAUGAAGGCUAUGGCAGCACCACCUCAAGAAGAGAUACUUCAGAAAGAACAACCUAAUAAUAAUGAAGAAGAUAAAUUACCAAAACCAAAAAAUAAUUCAUAUGAUGAUGAAGCAGAGCAAUUCAAAGAAGAUGGUGAGCUAGAGAAAGAUGAUGAAGAUAUGAAUGAUUUUGAUGCUAGAGAAGAAAGUCAACCUGUGCGCCAAUAAUUGUAUUUAUAUUUUGUUACAAAUAUAUACAGUUAUCAUUACACCAGAUAGAAUAUAAUUGAACAGUCGCUUUAAUCAAAGAAAACAAUGGAUUUAUUUAAUAAAUAUUGACGCCAUAAGUAUAUUUUAAUUUUUAUAUAAUUA
Molecule: messenger RNA, 1336 nt
Organism: Sipha flava (yellow sugarcane aphid)
Lineage: Eukaryota; Metazoa; Arthropoda; Insecta; Hemiptera; Aphididae
Product: Golgi integral membrane protein 4-like
Exons: 12
Coding region: 116-1192 (358 amino acids)
Cellular component (GO): Golgi apparatus; Golgi membrane
Source: RefSeq, a predicted model, not a curated record